Molecule: messenger RNA, 2712 nt
Organism: Marchantia polymorpha subsp. ruderalis
Lineage: Eukaryota; Viridiplantae; Streptophyta; Marchantiopsida; Marchantiales; Marchantiaceae
Source: the annotation of a GenBank genome assembly
UCUGUUUGAAUAAGAAGCUCGUUGGCACAGGCGCCAGCAGCCCUCGUGCGCUCCCGGAGGUGACUUCGUCCGUCGCCGUGAUUGGGUCGGGGGCAGCGACGGGACGGGCAGGCAGGCUGACGGAUCACCACGACCACGACCGCGACAGCGACCGCCAUCGCCAUCGAACGAAUGCAUGAACGAACGAAGGACGAGGAGCUCUCUUGCGUUGCGAGGGCGGUCCUGGCGCUGGCGAAGGUGCAGGUGCAGGUGCAGGUGCCGGGCAGUGAUUUCAAGCGGUGAGAUUGGUGGUCGUCGAAUGGAUGAUUGAUUGAUUGAAUGAAUGAAUGAAUGAAUGAAUGACGAGGAGGAGGAAUGGAAGUGAGCCGAUGACGAACAGAUUAUGGUAGCGGCAGAUGUUGGUGUGGGGAGUUUUCCUCAGGUCGGCUGGCCCCGGGUCGUUUCGGGCGCAGGCGAGCUUCUCUGAAGCUCUAGAUCAGCGGCUUGUGGGUUGUGUCGAGGACCUCGAAUUCGUUGUGUACAGGGUGGGUCGGCCUUUCUCCGGUCAGACGGGCAACAUGCACGCGUCGGAAGGAUCUUUUGCGGAACGGAAGGAAAUUGAAAACGAGGGAAUUGUUUGGUUGUGAAUUCUGAUCGGUGUUGCGUGCGCGGCCCUGCUUCUUGUCGCUGCGGUGGUGGUUCUUGGUGGCGUUAGUUGUACAGCGAAGUGAGGGAUGGCGUUGUUAUGUGGCAGUCGAGCGCGUCUGGGAUUGGCCGAUUGUGAAAGCGAAUGUGGAAAUUAGAAGGGACGAUAGCUGGUGGCUUAGCGGACAGGUUUUGUGGAGCAGAUUGAAAGUUGGCAGAGAUUUAUACUUUUAGAGAUUGGAGACUACGCCAUGGCUGGAGUCAUAUUCGCGGGGAAUAAUACACUUGCCGGGGAUGGGUCAAUAUUCCCGUCUUUUCCCAUGUGGCAGCUACUUGUUAUCAUGGGUGUGAUCACUUGGAUCUAUUUGGCCCGUAUUUCGUUGAUAUCUGUUAGAUUGCGGUCAAUGGUGCAACCCUUCGUCGUCAAACAUGUUGAAAGUAGCGUACCGUUCAUGAUCCGGGUUCAGAAAGUACACAAUCCGACGCUGGAUGUUGUCCUUGCAUCUCUUUCCUACUUAGUCUCGGUUGAGUUCUACACUGCGUUUCUGCCGCUGGUCUUUUGGAGUGGUCAUGCGAGGCUCGCCAGCCACAUGACGUUGCUGAUGGCCCUCUGCCUAUACCUCGGAAAUUGCGUCAAGGAUGUAGUCUCAGCUCCUAGGCCUCCUUCACCGCCCGUGAGGAAACUACUGGCGACCGGCACAGAGAAAGACUCCGCCCAGGAAUACGGGCUACCGUCGUCUCACACCAUAAACACGCUAUGUUUAGCAGGGUAUCUGCUCUAUUACAUUGAAGCGCAUUGGGGCGAAGAGAAUCGAUUGCUUCUGUGUUUCAUUGCAGGUUGUUUUGGACUUCUGAUUACGGGUGUUGUCUAUGGUCGACUAUACCUAGGUAUGCAUAGUCCAAUCGACCUCGUAGCUGGAGCUGUCAUGGGCGCCUGCAUAUUGGCCUUCUGGUUGGUCAUUGAGAAUCAUGUGGAAGCCUUUAUCUCUCAUGGAGAGAAUGUCAUUUCUUUCUGGGCUACCAUGGCAGUUUUGCUUCUUUUUGCCUAUCCAUCACCCGAGCAGCGCACGCCCAGCUACGAAUUUCAUACGGCCUUCAAUGGCGUUGCUCUCGGAGUGGUAACCGGAAUUCACAGAACGUUCUAUAUGUCCCACCCUUGCAGUGCUCUUGCCCAUUCGUUAACCACAGUGGGGGGUGCAUCUGUAUUAUUGAUGCGCCUUCUUGUGGGAUUACCUGUGUGUCUGGCGGUAAAAGCUGUCAGCAAGGCGUUGGCAAUAAGAAUGCUCCCGUCGUUUUGCAAUUUGCUGGGUGUACAGGUCCAAUCUAGCGGUUAUGUCCAAGCGGUACAGGCACAGGAAAUGGCCCUGAAAAUCAAACGAAACAACAGCGAAGGCAACUCCAAGAAGGUAGAUGGGCGUAGGGUGGGCUUAAUACCCAAGUUUUUGCAGAGUUUGGAGGACGAGGUUCUGGAUGUCGACACUGGCAUAAGGCUGAUCCAGUACGCAGGGCUCGGUUGGUCAGUCGUGGAGCUUGCCCCUCUCAUUCACAACUUUUUGAACCUUUGAGGUCAAAUAAACACGAGGUGACCAUAUUUCAUUUUGACCGACUUGCCCCGUUACCCAGGCGAAGAUUUAACUGCACAUUGCGGUCUCAUCCCACUUCGUCCAUCAGUAGCAUUCGUUUAAUGCUUGGUUCCUGAAGACUCUGGUGAGUACUACCCACGUCUACAGAGUCGUAUCUUGAGGGUUAAGGUUAGGAACACAGAUAUACAUCGUGCAUGACUGAGGUCAGCGCAUGUUAUAACACUUAGCGUUCUGAGUCGGCCGAUUGACACGAUGAUUAUGCUUAUACGUGACCUUUAAGACCCUAAGAAGGCAAGAGCAAUCCGUUCUAGACGGGAAAGCCUGUGAGUUCCACAUAAAGAAUGUAGCAUCGCCAGUGCGAACAGAACCCGUCACUGAGUGGUACGGAUUCGGAGUUUUACCAGAAUCAUCAUGUGUAUUAUACUAGUUUUGGUCAAUGCGGCCUUGUACCAUUACAUAUGAAAGAAAUUGAUCGUAUGGAGAAUCUUCCAAUUUUGUUCCUUUU